This is a messenger RNA of Urocitellus parryii (Arctic ground squirrel), 2172 nucleotides long. RefSeq names its product NOP2/Sun RNA methyltransferase 3 (gene Nsun3). Gene Ontology annotation, cellular component: mitochondrial large ribosomal subunit. Gene Ontology annotation, molecular function: RNA methyltransferase activity. Lineage: Eukaryota; Metazoa; Chordata; Mammalia; Rodentia; Sciuridae. Gene Ontology annotation, biological process: rRNA methylation. The record is from RefSeq and is a predicted model, not a curated record.
GUGAGGACAUUAAGGGUUUUGGCUAACCGGAAUUCGGGCUGUUUUUUCAUUUGGCUGGAAGCUUUUUCAUUAGGAGUGUUGCUGACUCUUUUCUGUAAACUCCCUGCAGGAUAAUGCUGACUCGGGGAUGUAUUGAUAUCUCCAUCAUUGUGGCAAUAUGCUGUCCUCCUCAACCGAUUCAAUUAUCCUUUUGAACUGGAAAUGGAUUUAUAUUUGAAGGGCUAUCACCAACUCUUUCAAGGAUCUUUACCCUAUUGUCCUAAAUCACUAAAGUGUUACCUCAGCAGAACUACAGACCGUUUGCCUUCAGAAAGACACCAGUUUGGUAACCUGAAAAAAUACUAUCUCCUGAAUGCUGCUUCUCUUCUCCCAGUACUAGCUCUGGAAUUACGGGAUGGGGAGAAGGCUCUAGAUCUAUGUGCUGCUCCUGGAGGCAAAUCAUUAGCACUGCUACAAUGUGCUUGGCCAGGGUAUCUUCAUUGUAAUGAAUACGAUAGACUGAGAUUGAGAUGGCUGAAGCAGACAUUAGAAUCUUUCAUCCCACAACCUUUGAUAAAUGUAAUUAAAGUGUCUGAAUCAGAUGGCAGAGAAAUAGGAGAUGCUCAGCCUGAAACAUUUGACAAGGUGUUGGUUGAUGCUCCAUGUUCAAAUGAUCGAAGUUGGUUAUUCUCUUCUGAUCCUCAAAAGGCAACCUGUAGGAUACAUCAAAGGAGGAAUUUGCCUGUUCUACAGAUGGAACUCUUAAGGUCUGCAAUUAAAGCCUUACGUCCUGGAGGGGUACUUGUGUACUCGACAUGCACACUUUCCAAGGCAGAAAAUCAAGAUGUGAUCAAUGAAACUUUAAAUUCCUACAGUAACGUCAUGCCUGUGGACAUUAGGGAAAUAGCAAGGACUUGCUCCCAAGACUUCACAUUUGCUCCCACUGGCCAGGAAUGUGGACUUUUGGUGAUCCCAGAUAAAGGCAAAGCCUGGGGCCCAAUGUAUGUAGCCAAAUUAAAAAAAUCAUGGAGUACAGGAAAACGGUGACAUGAAUUUUGUAAACAAUUUUGAUGUAUAAUUAUGUUUAUGUUUCCACGCUCUCCACAUGCAAAUAUUUAAAUGAUGAUAUAACAAUUUUCCUUUGGUCUCUUUGGAAUCCUAUUUAUUUAAUAUUUUAGCAUUUAGAAUCUAGCCUUGAGAAUUUUUCAGGUGUAUUUUCUUUUCCUAGAAAUAUAUCUGUAGGAACAAUUUAAGGAGAUGAAGAUGGUGUUUAUUCUCUAUAAUAAAUCUGCUGUCUUCUACUUGGCAUUUUAUAAUUAAAUUAGAAUACAUAGUUUUAUGUAUAAAAUGUUUAGAACUACAUUCUACCCAUGAUUUUGGUGCUUUGGACCUUUAAAAAUGCAUAUUUGCCAGCAUUCUUACUGUUUCCUCCUUAUGAAAUGUACAGAUUCUUUUUUUCUAAGAACUGAUUGGUAUUCUGAGACUAACUUCUUAAGCAGUACAAUUUCGAGUUCUGAAAAAAUAGGUUUCUUAUUUGCAAAGUUGUUUUCUGUUAAGGACUAUCUUCUGUUUACUACAAAGGUCAGUGACUCAAUUGACACCAGCUUUAGCCCUCCCUUCCUUUUUUUUUUGUAUUCACAAAUACAAAUUGAAAGGGUAAAUUAUGUUGAAAGGCCUUUAGGACAGCAGAUUCACAUGCACACGUUUGACUUUCGACAUUCAGCUUCUAGAAUAAUGGAGUCUAUCCAGCAGGCUAUAAAGCAAGUACUUGAAACAAAACCAGGAUGAUUAAUAACUGCAAUAACUGAACUAUAUUUGGAGAGUUUUGUUACAUAAUUGCAGUCAUAAUGAGCACUACAGAAUCUGAUUAUCUUACAGUUCCAAUCUGGAGGGGCUUUUUAUUUCACUCUGUUAUAAAAUGUUAUAGGAGAAAAUGAUGUCACAUAUUAAUGCACGAGAGGGAGAUGCCUAAUGAGAGUGGAUUGUACUAUUACCAAAACCCAAUACCAUUUACUAAGUGGCUCUCUCUGUUUACAUAUAUCCUGGGAAUAUUGUGUAUGUUUCUUUUUGUGUACUUAAGAUUUUAACUUCAAUUUUUGCAUCAUGUGUUUUCUCCAAAAAUUACUUCAACGAGUCCAAACAUAUUUUAUUAAUUAUUAAGAAAAAGUAUGAAGCAUACUUCUUUUUUUUAAC